Messenger RNA from Terrapene triunguis (Three-toed box turtle), 1154 nucleotides. RefSeq names its product heat-stable enterotoxin receptor-like. Gene Ontology annotation, molecular function: peptide receptor activity; guanylate cyclase activity. The record is from RefSeq and is a predicted model, not a curated record. NCBI's taxonomy places the organism in Eukaryota, Metazoa, Chordata, Testudines, Emydidae. Gene Ontology annotation, biological process: receptor guanylyl cyclase signaling pathway; cGMP biosynthetic process; intracellular signal transduction. The annotation marks the transcript as partial. The transcript is spliced from 9 exons.
AGAAACUUUACAGAGUGGAGAGUGGCAAAGGAGUUAGACCCUUCCGCCCAGACCUGAUCCUAGAGACUGCAGGAGAAGGGGAGCUGGAAGUGUAUAUGCUUGUAAAAAGUUGCUGGGAGGAAGAUCCAGAGAAAAGGCCUGACUUUAAGAAAAUUGAGAGCACUCUGGCUAAAAUAUUCAGUAACUACCAUAGUCAGACCAAUGAAAACUACAUGGAUACCUUGAUCCGGCGUCUGCAGCUGUAUUCCCGGAACCUAGAGCAUCUGGUAGAGGAGAGGACGGAGCUAUACAAGGCAGAAAGGGACAGAGCGGACAGGCUUAAUUUCAUGCUGCUCCCACGGCCAGUGGUAAAAUCUUUGAAGGAAACUGGGCGGGUAGAGCCAGAGCUGUUUGAAGCAGUCACCAUCUACUUCAGCGACAUUGUCGGCUUCACCACGCUAUGCCAAUACAGCACCCCCAUGGAAGUGGUGGACAUGCUCAAUGACAUCUAUAAGAACUUUGACCACAUUCUUGACCAUCACGAUGUUUACAAGGUGGAGACCAUUGGUGAUGCGUACAUGGUAGUGAGUGGCUUACCAAAGAGAAACGGCAACCGCCACGCAGUGGACAUCUCUAUGAUGGCACUGGAUAUCCUUAGUUUCAUGGGGUCCUUUGAAUUACGACAUCUUCCAGGCCUGCCUGUUUGGAUUCGCAUAGGGAUUCACUCUGGUCCAUGUGCUGCUGGUGUGGUUGGGAUUAAGAUGCCUCGUUAUUGUUUAUUUGGAGACACAGUUAACACAGCUUCAAGGAUGGAAUCCACAGGUUUACCUUUACGGAUUCAUGUAAGUGGGUCUACUAUCGCCAUCCUGAAGAAGACAGACUGCCAUUUCCAGUAUAAAGUGAGAGGAAAGACUUACCUGAAGGGCAAAGGAACUGAGAUUACCUACUGGCUGACGGGGGUGAAGGACCAGCAGUAUAAUCUCCCAACACCUCCUUCUGUGGAGAAUCAGCAGCGGUUGCAAGAUGACUUAGCAGGGAUGAUAACAGAGUCUCUGGAGAAAAGGCAAUCUGAAGGGGUCCUGGUGCGUGAGCCUUCCCGGGUGGCCAGCUACCGAAAAGGCACCCUAGAGUACCUGCAGUUGGCCACCACAGAAAACUACAGCACCUAUCUGUAA